Molecule: messenger RNA, 1596 nt
Organism: Girardinichthys multiradiatus
Lineage: Eukaryota; Metazoa; Chordata; Actinopteri; Cyprinodontiformes; Goodeidae
Gene: arpin
Product: actin related protein 2/3 complex inhibitor
Exons: 6
Coding region: 101-793 (230 amino acids)
Biological process (GO): negative regulation of actin nucleation
Source: RefSeq, a predicted model, not a curated record
CGCACUUCGCUCUAACGCAGCUACAUGCAGGAACAGGAAGUUUGGAAACGGGAAAAAAGUCUCUGAGAAGGUAGAAGAAAAUUGGGGUUUACCUUGAAAAAUGAGCAGAAUUUAUCACAACACGUCCUUACAGAAUAAACCGGUGCACAGUGAGAGGUUUGACCGUGUGUGGUGUCUCUCUUCAUAUGAAAGUGGUCCUGGGGUCCUUCUAGAAGGGAAACUCAUGGAUGUUUCCAGACAUUCAAUCAGUGACACCAACGGCCAAAAGGUACGUUUCUACGUGCUGUACAUCAAACCCGGACGCAUCCAUCAGAGGAAAUUUGAAGCCAGUGGCAAGGAGGUGGAGCCAAACUUCAGCGACACCAGAAAGGUCAACUCAGGCUUCCUCAUGUCCUCCUACAAGGUGGAAGCCAAAGGAGAAUCAGACCGUUUGACUGAGGAUCAGCUGUCGCACAUGAUUAACAAAGCUGAACUGGUUAAAAUCACAGACAAGCUCCGACCCGCCGGGACCUGGGCCUUUUGGUACCCAGAGUCAGAGAUGGAGAAAACGGAGUUGGAAACGGGACAUGAAGUCCGGCUGAAGACCAGAGGAAACAGUCCUUUUAUUUUCUCUUUGGCCAAAGUGGACAGCGGGACAGUGACCAGGUGCAACUUUGCUGGAGAUGAAAAGGCUGGAGCCUCGUGGACCGACAAGAUAAUGGCCAACAAAGCAGAUGGCAGCAGCUCUCAGAAGCCUGGAGGAGGAGGAGCAGCAGCAGGAGAUGGAGCAGCGGAGGAUGAAUGGGAUGAUUGAGGACCCCAUCUCUUGCCGUCCUGAUCCAUCCUUUGGUUCUGAUCCAGUCUUCAGGGCUGUGCUGGCUUGUUAAACAGGUUUAAUUAUUUGGCUUAAAGCUGAAACUCUUGUACCACUUCUGAAGUUCAGGACUGGAAUGAUUUUUUUUUAAUUAUAUAUAUUUAUAUAUAUAUAUUUCUCUUUAUUCUUUGGAUCAAAUGCCAAUGAAAAAUGGGACUAUCACAGACGAUGCAGGUUGCAAAAUGCUAUUCAUCACUGUUACAAAGUCUCUUCUGUUUUUCUCGACCUCUUAUUUUUAAAGCUUGUGUCCCAGAAACAGUUUAUUUCACAUCGUCAUCUGUACUGCGACAAGAGAAGAACAGAGUUCUUCACACUAUUUUCUUAUUGUUUUAUCCUUGCUUGUCUGAAAUAACCUAAAGGUUUCCUUCCCAAACAUAUUCUGUAUUCUGGAAUAGUUCAAAUUCUCCUUUCCCGCAGCCAAACUUUCUUAAUAUCUUGAAGGUCUUUUACAGCUCUUUUUCACAAACAGCCCGCUUUUAAGGUGCUCCUGACUGUUAAUCAGGAAACGGGCCAGCCUUGAGCUGGUAACAAUCAAUAUAUAUGGAGUGCUAGGGAUAAAAUGGGCGUAUGAGCGUCUUCUUCUCCUUGGAUGAUGAUGAUGAUGUUCUGUGCUCGCCAACAUUGCGGCAGCUGAUUUGCCACAUUUGUCGUUCUAGAAAUCCCAACUAGAUGUUAAGAUGACAUCUCAGGUCCAGAUUGAAAGGUUUUCUGUAUAUGGAUUAAAGUUUUGCUUUAAUAUUUCA